Paraglomus occultum is the source of this 516-nucleotide messenger RNA. NCBI's taxonomy places the organism in Eukaryota, Fungi, Glomeromycota, Glomeromycetes, Paraglomerales, Paraglomeraceae. The record is from the annotation of a GenBank genome assembly.
GCGUUCGUUGACGAUGCUGAACCUAAAGUUGCAAGUAUAAGAGAUAGAGCUACGAAAUUGGAUGAGGAGCUUAAACAAUUGCUAGUUUAUUACGGCGAAGAUCCUUCAGUGACAAAACCAGAGGAUUUCUUUGGGUUAAUUGUCUCCUUUGCGUCUUCGUUGGCUAAAGCACGGAAAGACAACGAAGAAUUGCGGAGGAAGGCCGAGAAGGAACGUGAGAAUCAAGUCUCAUCGCGAAUGCAGUCCAGUCGUCGUCAGUCAGACACAGCGAGUGUUUCAUCAUCCCUUGCUGGCAAAGGCGAACUUGAUGAAACGAUCCAACAACUCCGUGCUGGUCUCCGGAGGAGCCGCGGUCGUCCUGUAUCCAGGGUAUUCAUGGAAAUACACAAUGAAGAAGGACAUCAGUUUGAAAUAUCAUAUGAUCAUACACGAGAUAGAUCUUCAUAUAUAGCCCAUCAUCGUGAGAGAUCGUCGUUUGUGGGUCAUCAGCGAGAGAGGACAUAUGAAGUGCGAUAG